Molecule: messenger RNA, 1502 nt
Organism: Anopheles nili
Lineage: Eukaryota; Metazoa; Arthropoda; Insecta; Diptera; Culicidae
Gene: eIF2beta
Product: eukaryotic translation initiation factor 2 subunit 2
Exons: 4
Coding region: 109-1131 (340 amino acids)
Biological process (GO): translational initiation; formation of translation preinitiation complex; formation of cytoplasmic translation initiation complex
Cellular component (GO): eukaryotic translation initiation factor 2 complex
Molecular function (GO): translation initiation factor binding; mRNA binding; translation initiation factor activity
Source: RefSeq, a predicted model, not a curated record
GCUGAUGCAACAUUGCUGUAGUGGACAGGCUCUCUCUUCUAAAAAGUGAAUAAAACGUGCACUUUUAACUUGGUUUUACACUAGAUUUUCUAAACGUUUUGCCUAACAAUGGCGGAAGACGAUGCGAUCUUUGAUCCUUCCUUGAUGAAGAAAAAAAAGAAAAAGAAGACUCCGUUCGAUCUGGAUGCUAUGUCCGGUGCGCCGGAGGAAUUGGCGGAUGUGGAUUCGAUGGUAGCGGCACCCAGCGAAUCAAAACCGGUAGCCGAAGGAGAAGAUGACUUGGAUCUAGAAAACUUUAACAAGAAAAAAAAGAAGAAGAAGAAGCCAUUCAACUUAGAUGAGCUGGAGGGUGCGCUUCCCUCGGGUGCUGGUGAAGGAGAUGCUGAAGCGAAGGAAACUAAGGAGGACGGUGAAGUCGUCGCAGAUGAUGGACUAGACGAAGACUUUAAACUCGACUUUAGUAUGAAAAAGAAAAGGAAGAAGAAGAAGGAUCUUACAGAGUUAAUGGAGGAACAGGAGCUGGUCGACGGACAAGAAGUUCAGGACGAUGAGAAGGAUAAUGAUUUUACAUGCCUUACCGAGAAUGAUGGGACCGUCGUCGAAAGUGCGGAUGAGAAUGCGACUUCGUGGGCGGGGUCGGAUCGGGACUACACCUACGACGAGCUGCUCAAUCGUGUGUUCGAGAUUAUCCUCGACAAAAACCCCGAGAUGGCCGGUGGUCGUAAACCGAAGUUUGUGAUGCGCCCGCCGCAAGUGUUGCGAGUAGGCACGAAAAAGACUUCGUUCGCGAACUUUACGGAAAUUUGUAAAACCCUUCAUCGGCUACAAAAGCAUUUGCUCGAUUUUCUGCUUGCGGAAUUGGGUACGAGCGGAUCGGUCGACGGUAACAAUCAACUCAUCAUCAAGGGUCGCUUCCAGCCAAAACAGAUUGAGAACGUGCUGCGAAGAUACAUCAAGGAAUACGUCACCUGCCACACCUGCCGUUCUCCAGAUACAAUUCUCCAGAAGGACACCCGCCUGUUUUUCCUACAAUGCGAAUCAUGCGGCUCCCGGUGUUCCGUUGCUAGUAUUAAAUCCGGUUUCCAGGCUGUCACAAGUAAACGUGCCGCCAUGCGUGCGAAGACCGCCUAAACCGCAGACCGGUCAACGUUUGCCUAGAGGAUUUUAUAAAGAAAAGCGUCGGGUGACGAUGACGUUAAUGUUUCGGAGUGAAUUAGUGCCCGUUUGCUUUUUGAUUUACGGCCGCUUUUCCUUUCUUUCCCUUAUGGUUCAUCUGUUACACUUAUGUGUGAGAGUUCGAUUUUGAAUGUCGCGAUGUAAGGUGUAGUAUUUGGAAUGAAGUUCAAUCUUUUUAUGGUCCCUGUACCUAGCCUGUCUGGUUCGGAUAAAUUUUUGUCUGUCAUGAUGUAUUUUCGAGGGCAGCGGUAAGAUCGAUGCGCAAAUUCCGCACCAUCCGUGCAAACUCCUACACAUCUAAAGAAAAAUAAAAGAUAACCAAUCAU